UCGCUACCAUUUUGCAUUCGCAUUAACAUUCGCAAAUAAAUUUUUGGGCAAAUUUUGGUAAAAAGUGCUAAUUAAUAUUCAUAGUAUUCUUAUCACAGAACAACACCAACGAAGAGGCGUGGAAAACAAAAAUACGCAUACACGAAACGCAAACAAAUUUGGUAAUCAAUUAGAAGAGGCGCAUCGGGCCAGGUACUCUACAUAGCAGAUAAGCAGGAACAACAAAUGAUGAGCUACGAUGGAUUACUGUCACUGUCGCAGUUGACAGACGAGAAGUUAAACCUUAUACAAGGGCGCGAUCCUCCGUCAGCGGCCCCGACGGCUGAAAAAAGUGCAACAAACACGGAAAAUAAUCAUGCUGGUGCGAACAAAAAUUUAGGUACUCAGCCCGCUGCACCUACACUUGUCGAUGUCACAGUCGAAGAAGAAGAGCAAGCAGCAGCAAUACAAACGAUUCAGUUGCCUUUAGGCAGUGGCGAGAGCAACAAUGCUGAUUCAGGUAUGAAUUUGAGUACAACGACCGCAGCAGCUGCAACAACAUUAACACCACUUACCACAUCGGUAGACGUAUCGAACGCGGAAACGUCAGCAGCACAGCGAAAGGUUUCGGCCUCAUCCCGAUUGAUGAACGCAUUCCAGCUAUUAUAUUCGAGUGCAACUACUGCGAACCCAUCCACUGACACGGACGAAGCAGACAUUGGUGCGAGUUCAACAAACGGAAUGCCUGUUGGAAGUCGUACACCGCAUAAGGGUAUGGAAUCCAAACUUCUGUCAAUGUGGCAUAACGUCAAAUAUGGAUGGAGUGGAAAAAUUAAGCCAAAUUUUUCUAAAGAGCAGCCUGUUUGGCUUCUAGGCCGCUGCUAUCAUCGUAAAUAUACGCCACCAUCGUCCAUGGAGAGCUCAACAGAAUUGAGUACAACUGCUGGCGUUAUCACACCAAAUGUAACUAGCAGCGUAUGCGAAACUGCUGAACAAUAUGUGCCUGUUGAUAGCACCAUACUCGCUAGCAAUGUAUAUCCAACACUCAAUCCACAUGAAGUUGAUGAGAUAGUUGUGCCGCAGGAAUUAGGUAUGGAUGCAGUUGAAAAUCAAGUGGCUGAACAUCCAUGGGAGGAGGGUAUCGAGGGAUUCCGACGAGAUUUUUACAGUCGAAUUUGGAUGACUUACAGGCGGGAAUUCCCCACAAUGAAUGGCUCAAAUUACACAUCCGAUUGUGGUUGGGGAUGUAUGCUGCGUAGCGGGCAAAUGUUGUUGGCUCAAGGCCUCAUUUGUCAUUUCUUAGGCAGAAGUUGGCGUUAUGAUCCAGAAACACAAUUGCAUUCUACGUAUGAAGACAAUAUGCAUAAGAAAAUUAUAAAAUGGUUCGGUGAUAGCUCUUCUAAGAGCAGCCCCUUCUCUAUACAUGCGUUAGUUAGCUUGGGAGAAGAAAUGGGCAAACGGCCAGGUGAUUGGUAUGGUCCAGCAUCGGUUUCAUAUCUCUUAAAGCAAGCGCUAAAAACGGCGGCUCAAGAAAAUGUUGACUUCGAUAACAUAGCAAUUUAUGUAGCUAGGGAUUGUACAAUUUAUAUGCAAGACGUUGAAAAGGAGUGCCGCAUACCGGAACCCUCCCCAAAGAAACAUGUGCCGUGGCAACCAACACGUCGCACUGAAACGCCGAAAUCGCAGAAACAGCAAUGGAAAUCGUUAAUUUUAUUAAUUCCACUACGUUUGGGUACAGACAAGUUGAAUCCCGUCUAUGCGCAUUGCUUAAAACUGCUACUGAGUACGGAAUACUGCAUUGGUAUAAUCGGUGGCCGACCAAAACAUUCGCUAUAUUUCGUUGGAUACCAAGAAGACAAAAUGAUACACCUGGACCCCCAUUACUGUCAGGAGAUGGUUGACGUUAAUCAGGACAAUUUCUCCUUGCAAUCAUUUCAUUGCAAAUCACCGCGAAAAUUAAAAACAUCUAAAAUGGAUCCAAGUUGUUGCAUUGGCUUCUAUUGUCCCACAAAAACCGAUUUCGAUAACUUCAUGGAAAGUGUACAACUGUAUCUGCACCCAAUGCGUUGUGCCUCCGGAACAGUUCAACCUAUCAACUCGUCCAAUACCAGUGGGCAAAGCGAAGGUGCUCAAUGUGUUGAAAUAAACUACCCGCUCUUCACAUUCUCACGCGGACAAUGCCUAGAUGAAGAAUGGGACUCAAUCGAUGAGUCUCUUUAUAAACCAUUGCAACGGCAAGUUACACAAAUGAAGCAGGAACUCGAUUUACAAAGCAAUAGCGUUACUUAUGUUAGUGCACACGAUGACGAUGAUGAAGAAACUGAGGAAUUUGUGUUGCUUUAAAAGAAAAAUUUCGAAUACCUUCGUCCAAUGUGUAGAAGUGCAGAAUUCAUCUCAUUUUCAAUUACUUUCUUUAGAUUUAUAAAAUUUCUUUUUACGGGUUAUUUCCUAAUAUUUUAGAUGCCUCAUGUACAUGCACACAUACAUACAUAUUAGUAUUUUAUAAGUCAAGCGCCUGCAUUAUGUAAUUGUACAAAUAAGUUGUAACCAUAAUAAUUAUUUAAACUAACAUUUAUUAUUGUUUAUAAUACAAUAACUAAUUAUGUUUCUCUUACUCCCCUGGAUCCAUCCUAACAGCGUACCGUCGAAGUAUCUCAAAUUGAAAGACUUAAUUUUUUUCUCAUAUCUAAUUUAAUAUACACAGUUACAGUGUGACCUGUUUACGCAUUACAACUGGAAUUCAUUUGCUUUCAUUCAAAAUAUACAUAUUUGUUUCAUUCAUAUUCCAGAAAAAUACGAGGGGAGUGUGCGUAAAACAAAAACAAUUAACAAGUAGUUUGCCAAGCAAUGUUUAAUGAAAAAUUGUGUGAUCACUUCUGAGUUUGUGCUUGAGAUGAAAGUAUUGUGCAUUAUAAAUAAUUAAACGUUAGUGCAAGUUUGUGAUCCAAAUAUUUAUUGUAAUAUACUUUAUUGAUUUAGUGUAGUAAUAGCAGUUUCGUUAAACGCUGAAACUAAUUCCAUCUCUUAUUUUGGCUACAUAUUUCUCUAGCUGAAUGUGGAGCCAUAAAGAAUUCAACAUUUCGUUUUGCAACGUUACAAAUUUUUGAAAUAGUACUACAAAUAUACAUACAUACAUACAUAUAUGUUUAGACCAUAAUCACUAGUUGUUAAAUUUGUGGUGAAUUAAUAUUUCUGCGUAUAAAAAUCGCCUUUAUAGGUAUGAAAUGCAUUCUCUCAAAAUUAAAACCAUUGCAUUGUAAAGUGUUGUAUUUGUUUUUCAUUUAUGAAAAAAUUUAUUAUUAAAAAUAAUUACUAUUAUUAUUAUUAUUAUUAUUAGAUUAAAAGUACUGACAUAUACUUAUUAAUGUACAUAAUAAGC
Messenger RNA from Anastrepha obliqua, 3358 nucleotides. It is a transcript of the gene Atg4b, whose product is annotated as cysteine protease ATG4D. Lineage: Eukaryota; Metazoa; Arthropoda; Insecta; Diptera; Tephritidae. The record is from RefSeq and is a predicted model, not a curated record. Gene Ontology annotation, molecular function: protein-phosphatidylethanolamide deconjugating activity. The coding region runs from base 226 to 2322 and encodes 698 amino acids. The transcript is spliced from 7 exons.